AUGUCUCAAUCGCACUUCGUCUCCAACCCGUUCAGUGCCAACGGUGGCGGCAGCAGCGUCAACCGCAUCGACGAGGAGGAAGAGAACGUCACCUCGCCCACAGACCCCGUCAGACUAGAUGCCAGCAGCAGCAGCAUCAGCAGCAGACAGGUCCCCAGAAGCACAUACACCAAUACCCGCAGCUCAGCAUCGCCCGGAAGCAACAUGUUCAGCACGAGUCCCUUUGGCAGCGCUGCCGGCCAGCACCACCAGGAAGGGGGACCCAGCGGCUUCCCGAACAACUACUCCCUAGGCCGCCGCACCUCCGUCUCUGCCGAGUCCCUGAACCCAACGAGCUCGGGCACAGACAGCUGGACACCUCCUCACCACCCCAAGACUCCCGCCCAGCUGUCCCGCCUGCAGGCUGCCGUCUCGUCAAACUUCCUCUUCGCCCACCUGGAUGACGACCAGUUCAAGACCGUGCUGGACGCCCUGGUCGAGAAGCCCGUGCCCGCAAAGGACAUCAAGGUCAUCACCCAGGGAGACGCCGGAGACUUCUUCUACAUCGUCGAGUCAGGCCAUUUCGACAUCCACAUCCACCCUUCCGGCACCGCCCAGCCAGGCGGCCUCGCCGGCCUAGGUGCAAAGGUCACCUCUAUCGGUCCGGGAGGGGCAUUCGGCGAGCUAGCUCUGAUGUACAACGCCCCGCGUGCAGCUACAGUAAUCUCAACGGAGCCAUCCACCCUCUGGGCCCUGGACCGAAUCACCUUCAGACGUAUACUAAUGGACAGUGCCUUCCAGCGUCGACGCAUGUACGAGGCGUUCCUGGAAGAAGUGCCGCUGCUGUCGUCCCUCAAGCCAUACGAGCGCUCCAAGAUAGCUGAUGCUCUAGACACCAUCAAGCACCCCAGCGGAGCCACCAUCAUCGCAGAGGGAGAGCCAGGAGAGUCCUUCUACCUGCUUGAGUCUGGUGAGGCGGUGGCGUACAAGGCUGGUAUCGACGGCCCCGUCAAAGAGUACAGGCGUGGCGACUACUUUGGUGAAUUGGCUCUGCUAGACGAUAAGCCUAGACAGGCCACCGUCGUCUCCAAGACGGAGGUUAAAGUUGCGAAGCUCGGUAGAGAUGGUUUCAAGCGCUUGCUUGGGCCCGUCGAGGAGAUUAUGCGGAGAGAGGACUAUGGCACCGCCAGCGCGACGGACUCGGAGGCCGGUAAAGAGCAAAAGGGUACCUAG
Messenger RNA from Nannizzia gypsea CBS 118893, 1212 nucleotides. Its product is annotated as cAMP-dependent protein kinase regulatory subunit. Gene Ontology annotation, biological process: regulation of protein phosphorylation. Gene Ontology annotation, molecular function: cAMP-dependent protein kinase regulator activity. Lineage: Eukaryota; Fungi; Ascomycota; Eurotiomycetes; Onygenales; Arthrodermataceae. The record is from RefSeq and is a predicted model, not a curated record. Gene Ontology annotation, cellular component: cAMP-dependent protein kinase complex; nucleus. The transcript has a single exon. Bases 1 to 1212 code for a protein of 403 amino acids.